GUUUCGUUUCAUAAAUAUGUAGAGCUAGAUCUAUGUAAAAUUGUAUGCACGUUUGUGACAUUACUACCGUCCUACCGCUACUCUAGAGCUCUGCAAACCCUACAAAGUUGGUCAACAGUCCCAGAUGAUGGCACAGUAUAUAGCAGGAUUGUGUCACAGAGGGGGUUUCCCGUUCAGCAGAGUGCUUCACUGUAGUCUCCUUUCAAGGAUAAACCCUCACGUAUCAUCAGCGUCUCAUAGGUCGUUUGUGAUGCAUCCGUGUGCAGGCACACUCACUCAAACAAAUCUCUCAGUCUGGAAGAAAGCAAGGACUACGUCAUGUACAAAUCAAUCAUUGGAGUCUAAUGAGAAACUUCAUUUGAUCCACCAUAGAAUAUUUCACACAUCACAGAGUAGACCAGCUGUUCCUGUUGCUGUUUGGCUGGCUGCCAAAACAUUAGCCAAGACUGCUGCAAUAAUCACUGGAAGGACUUUGAGGAAUCGAUGGAGAGACCAUCCCAAGCACAAGCACAAAACAGCAAGUGAGAGAUUACAUGAUAACAGAGGCAAGAUCAUCGCUGGUAUACUGGGAAUGCUUGGCUUUGGAAUUGGUUAUUACUACUAUCAUAUAGAAUACACACCAUUGACCAACAGACCUAGGUUCAUUCUCUUCAACAAAACUCAGUUUGAGAAGAUAGUAGAAGAGGAAUACAAAAUGCAUUGUGAGACAUAUAAGGAUAGCUUUGUACCGACGGACCAUAAGAUCUAUGGUAUAAUCUCAGGGAUUGUAAUGCAGCUGAUCAAAGCUAACCAGGACGUGUCUCAGAUACGCAACCAGACCUGGACCAUUCACGUAGUGGACCAAAACAUCAAGAAUGCCUUUGUUCUUCCAAAUGGUCACAUAUUUGUGUUUACUGGGAUCCUACAAGCCACAGAUAACAUAGAGCAACUAGGAACAGUCUUAGCUCAUGAAAUGGCACAUGUCGUCCUCAAUCAUUCAGCAGAGAUGGCAAGUUUCUUUGAAUUCUUUGAUCUAUUCAUGAUUGUUGUCUUGACGGUUCUAUGGGCGUUCCUUCCCAACGACGGGGUUGCUUUAGUUGCGACAUGGUUCAAGCAGAAGGUUGUAGAGUUGUUACUCCACAUGCCGUACAGUAGAAGUCUUGAGACAGAGGCCGAUGAGGUGGGCUUAAUGCUAGCUGCCAAGAGCUGUAUUGAUGUACGAGAAUGCAAAGCAUUCUGGGAAGCCAUGGAUGUAGCCCAGAUAUCAACUGGAGAGCCGGAACCCCUAGAGUUCCUUAGUACACACCCCUCCCAUCAGAGAAGAGCUGAUUAUAUAGAAUCGUUAUUACCCAAGGCCAUCCAGGUUAGACAGUACUGCAACUGCCCUGAGCUACCUCACAGAAUCCCUUCUCAAAGAGCUGUCAUCACAAAGUCUAUUCCUGCUGUUUCUGCAGCCUGAAGUGUGUUUGUGUAUGGAGAGGUCACUCCCAGGAUAUUGUACACAUUUUAAGGAGCAAAUAUGAUGGAACUGACUCGAUCAAUAUGAUUGUCCGCCCUGGCUGUUAGUAAUUCAGUGUCAGUGUUGUGAAGGGCUGAGUUUGAGUCACAGCAUCGUAAGGAGCGAGGCCCAGGCCAGGUCCUGAGUACCCAGCCUUGAGGCCAAGUCUAGCCUCAGGUCCUCUAAAACUGGAAACUGUUUUAUUUAAAAACUCCCUGCAUAUGAGAUACUUUGCUUUGUAGACACCAAAUUUGGAGAACUGAAGAUAAAAUUGUCAGCUACCAUUACUGGAGGCCAUCAGGUAUGCUACAUAAUAGUUAAUUUAUUCUCACUGUAGUUCAGGGAUGGCCAUGCACCUGUCUGAUUACAUAAGACAUUGAAUCAUCUUUAUUAUACUCUCGGAUGGCCCUCGACUUUGGUGGACAAAGUGCUACAGUGCUGCUUGAAACCAUGCAAAUCGAUUUUGAUCUAUAACAUAUAUACAAAUGUGUCUGAUAGGGCUUACUAAAACAAACAAAAACAGAAUAUAAAAGGAUGCUAUGUCUGGCUUUAUUACUUGAGGUUUUUAGAUAAAAAUGCCUUACAACUAAUAAUCCUUUAAAAAACAUUCUUCUUGUGCUGAGAAGUUUGGAUGGACCAAUUUAGUUUUAAAAGCCAAGACAGUACUACACCUUUUGGCUUCAUUCAUUGCCUUGAGCCUUCUUAGGGCUCUUUUAGGAACACAUUUUCAUAAUAAAAAGAAAUGGGAAUGAUGUCAAAGUGCUAGAGAAAUAUCAUGAUUUUUAAAAAAUUUAACAAAUUACGAGGAAAAAAGGAAAACCUUCUUGAUGAAAUACCUUCAGAAGUAGAGACUAUUCACCUAUGUUGCCAAACUCUUUCAUACUUUUAACAGAGGGGGAAUAACAGGAUAUCAAUUCCAUCCUCAAGGAGACGCAGAUACAAAUCUGGUAUUAUGGAGGGUUUUUGGUAGAGUGGUGUCACAAGAUUUGGAAGUAUGAGGAUCAUUGUUUUAAGUCAUUGAACUGCAUUUUUGUUAUUUAAGAAAAAAAAUCAUUUGUUGUUAUAUUGUUCAACACAUAUAACUAAUUAUUUUUUGUUUAAAAUAUAUGAUUAAUUAUUGCUUCAAAUAUAUAAGUAUUUAAGUACUUGAGAUGAUGUCUACGUCAUUAUCUCUUUUAAUAAUAAUAAUGAAAUAUCAUGUGUAAAAUGCCAAAUUCACUUGAAAUCGAAUCGAUUGCUCAGGGUGCAGAAGAUGAAAUUACAUAAAAAGCACCUUAUGUAUGCCUAUUGAAUGGCAACUGACUGGAGUGCAACAUCGAAAGUGAAGAAUGUGCUUUCAAGGUAAGGAUUUAAACUGAAAUUAAUUCCACUGUAUGGAUUUUAAAAAGAGGUAUAUGUCAGACAAAGAAUUCAAAAUGAAUGCAUUCAAAUGUUGAUGUCAUCAUUUGAAUGACAUAGUUUUUUUUAAUAUUUAAUCUGUAUUAUUUUUUUUUAGUGGAGAAUUCUGUAUGGUAUGCUGCUUAAAGUAUUCCUAUAACUGACAAAUGUCAUUCUGUGUGCAAAUAGAGAUCCUCUCUUUCUUUACAUUUUUUUUUCAUUGGGAGAUAUAUUCUUGUGAAUUUUAUAAAGAAAUCUUAAAGACAUGUUUUAAUUGUGAUCAUGUAACCUUUAUAUUAUGCAAAUGUAAUAGAAACUUUCUAUUGUGAGUUUUAUGACAUCACAUGCAGCUCUGAUUUCUCAGUUGUGAAAUUUUAUUUUAUUUCUUUAUGUAUUAGAAAAAUAUCUCUGUUUUGGCCAGAUAGACUGAGAUACAUAUCAUGUACAUGUAUGUAAGAGAGAGAGAGAGAGAGAGAGAGAGAGAAGAAGAAAACAAUAACAAUUGAAACAGGAAAAUUCAUGAGCAAAGGAUUUUACAUUUUAAUUUAUGCAGGUAAUUGAUUAAUGAGAUUUUAGAUUGUACAUGCUUGAAUAUAUUUUUGUAAUAUUGAUGAUAAUAAUUAAAAUUUAUAUAGCACAUUAAGUGGGUACUUCAAUAUGCUUUGCAAUGUGUAGGUAUGAUAAAAACAGUAAACAUUGAUAUACACAUUUAAUUCUACCAGUUCACCACGUGUCACCAUGUUUAGCUUUGGAGAACAUUACUUUUAAUGAAGGUAAACAUUACAAAGAAUUGUGUUAGCCAAACUAGGUUAUACAAUCAUUAAAGGGAGGUCAUUGAACAAUACGAUAAUGGCAGAACGGAAGGAUAGCCUAGAUUCCAAAACCACAGCUUCAUUAAAAAAUAAAUACGGAUUUUAAAAUGUUAAUAGGUGACUCAUGACAGUUAUAUGUAAAUGAUUGUUUCACUACCACUAUUUUUUAAAUAUUUAUGAAGCAAUAGUGUUAAUGUACAAGUGCCUGUUAAAGAAUACAAGAUUAUGUGAUGAAUUAAAUUCAUGUGAUACUCAUGA
Messenger RNA from Strongylocentrotus purpuratus (purple sea urchin), 3924 nucleotides. RefSeq names its product metalloendopeptidase OMA1, mitochondrial-like. Gene Ontology annotation, cellular component: mitochondrial inner membrane. Gene Ontology annotation, molecular function: metalloendopeptidase activity. The transcript is spliced from 9 exons. The record is from RefSeq and is a predicted model, not a curated record. Gene Ontology annotation, biological process: mitochondrial protein processing; protein quality control for misfolded or incompletely synthesized proteins. The coding region runs from base 125 to 1438 and encodes 437 amino acids. NCBI's taxonomy places the organism in Eukaryota, Metazoa, Echinodermata, Echinoidea, Camarodonta, Strongylocentrotidae.